AUGACUGUGAAAUGUGAACAACGUAGAGAGGAACUUGAUACAGAUGAAUAUGAAGAAACAAAAAAGGAAACUCUGGAGCAACUAAGUGAAUUUAAUGAUUCACUGAAGAAAAUUAUGUCAGGAAAUAUGACUUUGGUAGAUGAACUAAGUGAAAUGCAACUGGCUAUUCAGACAACCAUCAGCCAGGCCUUCAAAACCCCAGAGGUCAUCAGACUAUUUGCAGAGAAACAACCAAGUCAGCUCCGGACAAAUUUAGCAGAGUUGACAGCAGAUGAUGAAGCCUUCCUGUCAGCCAAUGCAGGUGCUCUCCUCAGCCAGUUUGAGAAAGUCUCCACAGACCUUGGCUCUGGAGACAAAGUCCUUGCUCUGGCAAGUUUUGAGGUUGAAAAAGCAAAAAAAUGACACUGUGGGAGUUUUAGCCCAGAUCCCAUUCUUAUUGGAAAUGGUAUUUUUGUUCUGAGGAUUUGGAGUCAUUGUAAGGAAAUGGAGCUUGUCAAGAAGCAUGAACAUCCUAAGAACAGGUGACAUGAAAAUGUACUGUGACUUCUUUUUAGGAUUUUUAUUCUUCUCCUUCUUGAAUAACUCUGGAUUGUCAUGAUGGAGAGACUCACUGGAUUUUAGUCAUUAUGAUUUGUCUGAGAAGAGAACAGAAAAUGGACUUCCUCAUUCUAUUUUUAUUGAGAUUCUUUGUUUUUAAGUGCUGAUAGGGAAUGAAAACUGUGAGCUAAUGACGCUUUUCUGUUUCUUAACACCAGUAGACUUUCUGCAUUUGUUGAGUCUUAGAAAUCAUUUCAUUUUACAAACAAGGAGACUAAGACUCAGAGAAAGUGAUUUGCUACAAGUCAUAUUAGAGUCAGAUCUGGGUUAAGACUCCAGUGUCCUGACUCCCAGUGUAUUACAACUUGUACAAGUUAGUGUCUAUGAAAAUUCAGUGUCCUAAGCCAAAGUUGACUGGGCACUGAGGGGCCGUUCUCUAUCCUGUGAGCUGUCAGUAUGAAUGGGGCCCUUUGUAUCCUGAAUCUCUAACUUGGAACAAUGGGAGCCCUGUUGGGAGUCUCCUGAAGUAACUUAACCUCUUAUGUUGUUUCACUAGACAAGCAAUAGGCAUUGGCAGCUAGAGGCCCUCCCUUUAUGACCUUUUGCCAAACUCAGAGGGUGGUAACAUCAAGUUACCCUCUACUCUUCAGUUUUUGGAGAAACACAAAAUAAGUUUUGAGAAAAGCAAGUUUCUCUCCUGAGUGAUUAUGACUGUGUGAUCAAAUACAUGGCAGUGUCCUUAAGCUUGUUGGUGAGCUUUUUCUUAGGCACUGCCCUUUCUAUUUCUAGAUUCCUUCAUAUAUUUCUCAGUAUUCUUCUUUUUUGCAUUUUAUACAAACUAAAAACAUUUAAAUGCUUCUUGUAAACUUAAAUUCUAUUAGGUGCUUUGCCAAUUGGACAAGUUAGGGGACCUCAACUAUAGUAAUGCCUUAUUUAGAGUUCAUAAUGUUUUUUGUUUUUUUAAGAUGGGGUCUGUCUGUGUUGUCCAUGCUGAGCUCAAAGUCCUGGGCUUAAGCUAUCCUCCUGCCUCAGCUUCCUAAGAAGCUGGCAUCAUGGUACUACAGAUGAGUGCCUCUGUGCCUGGCCUGUGGGUUCUUCUUGUGCUGUUUUAUAACUAUCAAAAACAAACCUAGGAGAAGCAGAGUAUUUGCUGUCUUCUAGGACUUUUUGGUCAGUUGCCAUUAUUUCCUCUGUGUUUUAUAGCAUUUUGUAGUGUACAAUUCAGUGACACCCAGUAUGUUCACAGUGCUGGACUUCCAUUAACCCGAGUUCCACAUAACUCCCAUCACCCCAAAAGGAGGCCCCAUACCUGUUAAGUAAUCACUCCCCCAUUUGGGCUUCCCAGCCCUUCAGCUUCCAACAAUCUACUCUAUCUCUAGGAAUUUACCUAUUCUGGAUAUUUUAUAUUAGUGGAAGCAUACAUUAUGUGACCUUUUUGUGUGUCUGACUUUUUCCAUUUCAUAUGUUUUCAUGGUUGACCCACAUUGUAGCUAUUACAAUACUUCAUUUUUAUGGCUAAAUAAUAUUCCACUAUAUGAUAGUGCA
Jaculus jaculus (lesser Egyptian jerboa) is the source of this 2082-nucleotide messenger RNA. It is a transcript of the gene Lzic, whose product is annotated as leucine zipper and CTNNBIP1 domain containing. The record is from RefSeq and is a predicted model, not a curated record. The transcript is spliced from 5 exons. NCBI's taxonomy places the organism in Eukaryota, Metazoa, Chordata, Mammalia, Rodentia, Dipodidae. Gene Ontology annotation, molecular function: beta-catenin binding. The coding region runs from base 1 to 402 and encodes 133 amino acids.